AUUUGUAGUGCUUGUCUAUCGCAGUGAUGUCGGCAUUGCUUUUCCUUACAGCAGCAGUAGUUUCAUUUUAUAUCAUAGUAUACUACACUGUGUUCAGUGGAACGAGAUGCUCCAGUUCAGUGAAGCUGAAGGGGAAGACGGUCAUUGUUACAGGAAGCAACACUGGCAUUGGCAAGGCCACUGCUCUGGACCUGGCAAAGAGAGGAGCCAGGGUGAUCCUAGCCUGCCGCAACAAGGAGAAAGCUGAGGCUGCUGCUUUUGAUAUCCGCAGAGAGAGUGGGAACAAUCAGGUGGUGUUCAUGCAUUUGGACCUUGCGAGUCUAAAAUCUGUGCGCAGUUUUGCCGAAACCUUCCUGAAGACCGAACCCAGACUGGACAUCCUCAUCAACAAUGCAGGUGUGAUGGGUCCAGGAUGUACUGAAGAUGGCUUUGAUAUGGCAUUUGGGGUGAACCAUCUUGGUCAUUUCCUACUAACCACCCUUCUCCGGGAGCGACUGCAGCAGUGUGGUCCCAGCCGUGUGGUCACCGUCGCUGCACUUCUGCAUUGCUUUGGAAACAUCGAUUUCCCUCUACUGACUUCCAAGAAAGAUUUGGUAUUGAAUCAGUCUACCUGGCACAACUUUCAAGCCUACUGCAACAGCAAGCUUUGUAAUGUGCUCUUCACCAGGGAGCUAGCCAACAUGCUGGAAGACACCAGUAUCAGCUAUAGUCUGCACCCAGGAGUCAUUUACACUGAACUGGGUCGCAGUUUGAGCCUGUGGCAGCAGCUCCUCAUGAUGCCUUUUGCCAAGUUCUUCUUCAUGGACCCUGAAGUGGGGUCCCAGACCACCCUAUACUGUGCACUACAGGAGGGCAUUGAGCCUCUCAGUGGACGCUACUUCUCGAACUGUACAGUUCAACAAGUGGGAGCCAAGGGACGAGAUGAUGCCCUGGCAAGGAAGCUGUGGGAGGUGAGUGAGAGGUUAACCAGUUUAUCAUAACAAAGUGAAUCCUAACCCAGAAGCUCCAAAGACUGUCUGAACACUGGACCUAAACAGGCCUCCGGUGUUGACUGUUGGUCUUUGUUUCUUUAAGGACUGGUGUCUUAUGUAUGCUGUAGUGGAUCUUUUGAAUAAUCCUAUUAUCUUUUGACAAUUGUAAGAUGCAGCAGUGCAAUGUUGCAUAUUUGCUAUUAUUUACAUAGUCUUAUUGUACAUUUACAAUGUAUAUGCUAUUAUUUUCUUCAGCCAUAUACAAGGGAAUUCUGUGAUACAACCAAGUGAUAUACUGUAUCUGGACAAUUUACAUUAUAUGCAUAUUCUCUGUAUACUCGCAUGCAUUCAUAUCACUGCUAAGUGAAAAGAAAUUUAAAAGACACAUUACAAACUAAAACAACCCCAACUAAAAAAAAACUGUCAUUGUCCAUAAUAAAGUAACUAAUUACAAAAAACUAUUUUUCAGGUUCACUGGUUUUUGUGAUUGGAGAUGUUCUUCAUGUUCUUAUGUAGAGAAAUAUUGAGGUGCCCAUUGUGUUGCACCUGUGCUAAAUAACCAUGUGUCAUUCACAGAUUUAUGAUCUGCUAUGUAGCUUAAUGCUUUUGUCUGUAACAUAUUUGGCAGUUUUUCACAGAAGGGUGAUGGCAGCUGUGCUUAUACCACAAAUGUAGCCACUUAAAAUGUGUCACUCAAACUAUUAGAUCCAUGUUUCAUUUGUUGUGUCACAUAAAAAUCAGAAUUUGAUUUUUUCCAUGUUUUUGUCUGAGUUGGGCAAUCAAAAAAAGUCUUAUUUCUGUUUUUCUGUAAUUUUUGUGCACCGCUGGCCACUGCCAAGUGCAUGCACAGACUGAACACCAAUGCACAUCAUGGAAAACCACUGAAUCAAAUGGAAAUAUUUUUUCAAUCAAUAGUGAUGGUAAUUUUAAGGGGUCUGAAAAGGAAAACAGAAAAAGUGCUGUACAUGGUCUGAGAUCUUAUUCAUAUCUGACAUUUGACCAUAUGGCUGCUGUCAGAACAGACAGCACAUUUUAGUUUUUUUUAAACAUCUCACUUCUCUGCGCAUGUGCAUAUUGCUUGUUGUCACACCCAGUCCUCUCACAGCCUGGUAAAUGGUUUUAUAUUUGUAUAGCGUCUUUCUAUGCUUCACAGCUCACUCAAAGCGCUUUCACACUAUUUGGCCAUUCACCCAUUUGCACUC
Messenger RNA from Monopterus albus (swamp eel), 2173 nucleotides. RefSeq names its product dehydrogenase/reductase SDR family member 13-like. The record is from RefSeq and is a predicted model, not a curated record. Lineage: Eukaryota; Metazoa; Chordata; Actinopteri; Synbranchiformes; Synbranchidae.